AUGGCCUCUGAAUUCCCCAGAAGACUUUACACCAAAGGGUUUGAGCCAGUCCCGGAUAAAAGCAUCGGCUAUUACGCUGAUGAUUAUAGGCUGGUCCCUGCACUAAAGUCAGCUCUAGAGGAGGAUGAGAUUUACGAGUCACCGUUGGGUGUCUUUUUAAAGUUCCACGAGUUGGAUUUUGGUUGGGCUUCUAGGCUGGUGCACCACAUGCUGACCUUUCAGAUAGUUUGCAAGCAUAGGUACGAGAUAUGGAGCCUCAUUGGUACCACUCCAAUUCAGUUUUCAUUGCAUGAGUUUGAGGAGAUCACCGGACUCAACUGCGAGUACGUGGAUGACUUGGCUUUAACUGAUCUUGCGCUUGAAGAUGACACGCGUGCAUUUUGGGAGCUAAUGGGGGUCGAUGCCGAGUCGGGCCUAAGCACUACCGAAAUUAUCGAAGCCUGUUCCAACUGCUCAUCAUGGUCUCGUGAUGAUAGGCUGCGGUUGGGUUAUCUUGGGAUCUACGCUGGUUUCAUAGUGGCAAUGAGACCCGGCUCAUCCACAAAUGUCAACCAUGCCAGACUAGUGAUGGAUCUCGAAGGUUUUAAGGAGUUUCCAUGGGGAAGAAUUGCUUUUCAGCAUUUGAUCAAUUCUGUUAAGGAGAAAGAUCUCAGCAAAAACAUUCAUAUAGAAGGAUUUGUGCAAGCUCUUCAACUGUGGGUUUACUCUGCUCUACCGGAUUUUGCUGCUGAAUUUGGUGAACCAUUUCCAAAUGUUACUGAAGAACCUCUUUUGCUGGCUUACAAAGGAUCCAGAGGACGAAAGAACGUCAAAGCCAACAUGCUAAAACAGGCUCGCAUACAGUCCUGCGUGGCUAAGGACUUGGCAGAUAUGUUUCCCGUGUGGGAUGAUGACGAACAGGAUCCAGAUAUUGUCAAGAUUGUCAAUGCACUCCAUGACCCCAAUUUCAAGUUCUCAAAAAACCAUUGGCCUUUGGAAGGUGUUUUGGGUGCACACAUCGUCAAGUCAGAAGCCGGAAAGAGGAGCCUUCCCUCAGAUGAAUCAAGUCGCAAGAGAUCCCGCACAGCCUCUGCAUCUGCCGCAUCAUUCAUUGGUGAUGAAGGGGUCGGAGUUGUCGCUACUAUGAAAGCGCACUUCGACCAAUGCUUCAAAAGCUUUUCAACCAAGAUGCUGAAUGGUCUUGGUAGCUGUGAAAAGCAGAUCAAACUUCUCACCGAGAAGGUUGAAUCUGUAGAGCGUGCGGUAGAAGAGUUGACUACAGGGUCGGCGAAGCACACUGAGGAAGAGCCAACCCAGCAGCAGGGCACUGGAUCCAAGAAGCAUGAAGGGAUUAGUUCCAAAAACCCUCCGCCUAUACGAAAACAUUACAUGCAAACAAGAUCACACAAAAGUAAUUCAGAGAAAGAUGAUGCUCCGAUGAAAGCUAAUGUCAACGUUGGUGCGUGUGAGAGUGUUAACGCCCCCGGGGAUGCAAAAGGAAAGAAGGCUGCCGUGAAUGAAGAAGAGGCCCCAGAGCCUAGUAUUUGUGAAAUUGACCCAAAGACGUGUGAUGUUGACUUCGACGCGGUUGCACUUGCCAAAAAUGCCAAAGCCAGAGAAGCGGCUCAGCUAGUUGCCCGAGCAACGAGUGCCAGACACCGCCAGCUGGCUGCGACACAGAAGAGUCCCUUCUUAGGAAACAGCACCGCAAAGGCCAUCAUUCCAUCGUCGGCAUCUCACUCUGGCCGUGCCCGUGGAUAUGAUCCUUUUGAUCAAACCGGUGUCAGGACGAAGCAUACCACUCUAAUGAACUUUAUCAAAUCGGUAGGGUAUGACCAGGUUGCUUGCAUUGGGAGCAGCUGUAUACUUUGUGCAGCUUCCUUGGCUUCUUGCUUUUCCUCCUAG
This is a messenger RNA of Eutrema salsugineum, 1884 nucleotides long. RefSeq lists its product as uncharacterized. The coding region runs from base 1 to 1884 and encodes 627 amino acids. The record is from RefSeq and is a predicted model, not a curated record. NCBI's taxonomy places the organism in Eukaryota, Viridiplantae, Streptophyta, Magnoliopsida, Brassicales, Brassicaceae. The transcript is spliced from 3 exons.